AUGCUCGUCAAGGAAUGUCCUCCAGAAUCAACAGAACUCUCAAUUAUUAUCCACGGUUGGACUGAAAGUUACCAAAAAACGCUUUGGGUGCCCGAUUUCAUGUCAAAUUUGACGGAAGCUCGCAAAGGAUGCCAUCUUUUCAUGGAUUACAGCAAAUACGCCGCUGCCGAUUACGGAACUUUGGUGAUAAACUUUAAGUACAUCAUGCCGGCACUCGUGAACCAAUUCAAAAUUCUCUUUGAUGAUCACGGCUACGAUGGAAAAAAAGCAUUUAUCUUCGGAUUUAGCUACGGAGCACAUUUGGCAGUACAAAGUUCUCACAAAUUUGGAAUGAGACGAAUUGGAAGAAUUGAUGUUUGUGAUCCCGCUGGCCCAAGUUUCUUCGGAGACAUUGAUUUGGCUUUAAAAUAUUCUUUGGCGGCGGAUUAUGUGCAAUGUAUCCACACGAGUAUCGAUAAAGGAACAUAUCAGAGAUAUUGCCCAUUUUCGUGGAAUAUGGGAAGUUGUGGACACUUGCAAGAGGCAGCUACAGUUCCUCCGCGUAUGAGUCACGGAUUGUGUCCAUAUAUCUACACAAGUGCCUUCAAAAAUGACUUUAAAGCGGUGCCAAAUAAAAGAUUGUGCGCAACUACCAAAGCUGGAGAGGUUAAAGAAGGCUUGGUGAUGGGAUAUCGCAUGAACUUUACUUUAGUAGGAGCGGGCGAAUUUUAUGCUGACACCAGUAAGAAACCAACGUUUAAUUGA
This is a messenger RNA of Culicoides brevitarsis, 744 nucleotides long. Its product is annotated as hepatic triacylglycerol lipase-like. Lineage: Eukaryota; Metazoa; Arthropoda; Insecta; Diptera; Ceratopogonidae. Gene Ontology annotation, molecular function: lipase activity. The record is from RefSeq and is a predicted model, not a curated record. Gene Ontology annotation, biological process: lipid catabolic process. The transcript has 3 exons. Bases 1 to 744 code for a protein of 247 amino acids.